This is a messenger RNA of Terrapene triunguis (Three-toed box turtle), 1209 nucleotides long. RefSeq names its product myocilin-like. Lineage: Eukaryota; Metazoa; Chordata; Testudines; Emydidae. The coding region runs from base 1 to 1017 and encodes 338 amino acids. The record is from RefSeq and is a predicted model, not a curated record. The transcript is spliced from 2 exons. Gene Ontology annotation, biological process: osteoblast differentiation; signal transduction. Gene Ontology annotation, cellular component: Golgi apparatus.
AUGCCCAGGAGCGUGUACACACGCUUCUAUGCUUCACUGAGCCGUGUCCUCACCCUGUUCCUGUCACCACCCUCACCGUGUCUAUUCCCAUCCCUCCCUGCAGUUUCCAAGUGGGAUCUGGAGAGUUUUGACUAUCAGGAGCUGAAAUCUGAGCUGACGGAGGUGCCCGCUUCCAACGUCUUCGAGGAGCGCCCCUCCCCCAGCCACCCUGCCACUGGGGACACAGCCACUGGGUGUGGAGAGCUGGUCUGGGUGGGGGAACCUGUGACCUUCCGCAGGGCUGAGACUAUUGCUGGCAAGUAUGGCGUGUGGAUGAAGGACCCAGAGCCUGUUCCCCCCUACACCCGCGAGACCACCUGGAGAGUCGAUGCCAUUGGCACUGACAUCCGCCAGGUCUUUGAAUACGACGACGCUGAUCAGUUCAUGAAGGGCUAUCCCUCCAAGGUCCACGUCCUGCCCCGGUCCAUGGAGAGCACUGGAGCCAUCAUAUACAGGGGCUCCCUGUACUUCCAGCGGCGCAAGUCCAGGACGGUGGCCAAGUACGACCUGAAGACAGAAACGAUCACAGUCCAAAAGGACAUCCCCAGUGCUGGCUACCAUGGCCAGUUCCCCUAUUCCUGGGGUGGGUACACAGACGUUGACCUAGCUGUUGAUGAGAUGGGGCUGUGGGUGACAUACAGCACAGACAAGGCCAAAGGGGCCAUCGUCCUCUCCAAACUGGAUCCAGAGACGCUGGAGGUUGAGCAGACCUGGGAAACCAACAUCCGCAAGCAAGCCGUGGCCAAUUCCUUUAUGAUCUGUGGCACCUUGUACACCAUCAGUAGCUACUCAGCCCCAGACGCCACAGUCAACUUUGCCUACCACACGGUCACCAGCACCAGCGAGCCGCUGAGCAUCCACUUCGAGAACCGCUAUGGGUACAGCAGCAUGGUGGACUACAACCCCACGGAGAGAAAGCUCUUCGCUUGGGACAAUUUCAACAUGGUCACCUAUGACAUCAGACUCUCCACGAUAUGAGGAGCCUCAGGGCAGGAGGAGGACACGCCACGCUCAUUGCUAACUAGCAGCUCGUGGGCUAGGGGCAAGUCUAGCCAGCUGUCAAUCUCAUACACUCGCUCUUCCUAUUCUUCCUGAGCUUUCCUUGGACUCAGCCCUGAGCCCCUUACUCAGGCAGAGCGCUCAUUGAGCUGGGCAAAGACUCCAGGCCUU